Molecule: messenger RNA, 1319 nt
Organism: Carassius auratus (goldfish)
Lineage: Eukaryota; Metazoa; Chordata; Actinopteri; Cypriniformes; Cyprinidae
Product: dentin sialophosphoprotein-like
Exons: 8
Coding region: 100-1017 (305 amino acids)
Biological process (GO): ossification; cell adhesion
Source: RefSeq, a predicted model, not a curated record
AUAGCAAGAUCUCAUCUGCUACACGGACCUCAGUCUACCCUUCGACUCAGUCAAAGAACUUCAAAUUUCUCAAAGAGAAGUAGAGUAUCUUGCACAAAAAUGAAGACUGUUUUCCUUUUAACGCUCCUCAUCGCCACAGCCUUCUGUCUACCUGUGAAGCGCUCGGCUAGCAGUUCAGAGAGCUCAGAAGAACUUGUGGUUGUUCAACAGCCACCUCCUGGUCUAGAAAAAGCUGCUGAUGUUAUGUUCAAUGCAGAACCUACACAGACCACUCCAGUAGAUUCCAAUGAAAGCACAGACAGUGCAGAUGACAGUGAGGAUGCAGAUGAGGAAUCUGAAACAGAUGAGAAGGCCGAGGAGAAUGAUGCUGAUACCAGUGAGAGUGAAUCUGGAGAAACUGCGAUCACCGUUGUCCCCUCCACAGUUGAACCCUCGCUGGACCCCAUCAUCAACACAGGCCGGGGUGACAGCUUGGGCUACCCUAGCGACUACAAAAAAAACAUGGUCUACGUGGACGCAAACAACUUGGAAAAAAUGCCUUCCCCAUACAAGUCUUACGGCAGUGACAAGUUGGGCGGCUUGACAUUUGUGAGCAAGAAGUCCUCUGAGCAGAGCAUCAAUGAUGUGGAGAAAGAGUUUAAACUGUACAAGGCUCUGCAGGUGCAUGAUACUCCUCUGGAGGAGGAGGACACCAGCACCCCAGAUGUGGAGAACAUGGAGCCAAACGACCGCCAGGCUGCUCUGGGAAGCCAAGAGAUCGUUCCCAUUGGAAACAAGGACGCUACAGCAGAGUCAGCCAGCGAGGGAGCAAAUGCUGGCGACACAACCAGCAACAGCGCAAGCGCCAGCGCCAGCCAGGAGCAAAAUGAAGAGAAGUCAGACAGCAGCCAGAGCAGCGAGGAGACCACAGCUACGCCUGGAGCUGCAGACACUGAGGAGAGCACAGAGAGCCAGGAGAGCGAUUCGAGUGAGGAGACCACCCAGACCACCGACGCUACUGUUAUCAUAGCAAAGUAAACGCAUCCGAGCACGUACCCUCAACGGGCUGUCGACAGAAACGAAUGCAAAUGUAGUAAUUGUAUGGUGCUUGGUGACUCACUCCUGAUGUUAGUGUGAGUUAGACAAACGGCAGAGCACAAACAUACGCUUCAUACAAGUCCUCGAACUGCUGCCGAACCGGUUGAGAUGCAGUUUCAUCUCAACAAUGUCUUCCUGUUGAUUGCACAGUUAUUUACAAUAUCAAUGUAAAUGUAAUUUUAUACUGCUCUAUGUAUGUUAUGAUUGAUCAUUCAUAAAUAAAUGUUGUCCUAUAUCCGUUA